GCCGCAUUAAGGCCCGCCCUCCCUCGCACAAGCUCCUCCAGAGCGGGGCCUUUUAGUCCCUCGGCGGACGCCGUAGCACAUAUGGAAGAUGUUCGCGGAGCUCAAUGAGCUGCUCGGCGUCUCCGUCGAAAAGCCGGAGCAGGGCAAGUUCACCCUGCUGUGUGCUGACAAGACAGAUGCCAGCUUCCUACUCCACCAUUUUCUUUCCUUUUAUUUGAAAGCUGGCUGUAAAGUCUGUUUCGUGGCCCUUCUGCAGUCCUUCAGUCACUACAACAUUGUGGCCCAAAAGCUGGGAGUCAGUCUGACUGCAGCCAAAGAACGAGGCCAGCUUGUGUUUUUGGAAGGGUUGAAAUCCUCAAACGAUGUCUUAUUUGGUCAGCAGCAGAUGGGAGAAGCCAGUCCUUUCCAGUUCAUCAGCGGAGACGGCUCAAACCUGAAGGUGCUUUACGAGUUUGUCCGGACAGCCCUAAGCCCUGUCGCUGCUGCUGUGGGAGACUCGUGGAAGUGCCCCGUGCUCAUUGUGGACAACCUCAGUGUCUUGCUGAGCCUGGGUGUGAAGCUGGUGGACGUUCUUGAUUUCAUCCAUUAUUGCAGAGUCACAGUGAUCGCUCAGCUUAAGGGGAACUUGGCCGUGAUGGUGCAGAGCAGUGCUGACUCAGAGGACGAGGAGAACGAGCUGCUUGUGAAGGCUCUCCAUCACCAGAGCAACUGGGUCCUGUCGGCAGAAGGCCUGGCAACUGGCUACUGCAAAGACGUUCAUGGGCAGAGAAAUGUUAAGAACUUAAGAAGAGCCCUAUCACUGGAUCAGGCCAAAGGCAUCCAACAUCCUGUCCUCACAGUGGCCAACCAGAUGCCCAACUGAUAUUCAGAAGCGCACUGUCUCCAUUACUGAAGGAAACGCAUAGGUAUAAGGACUAGUAGCCAUUGAUAGUUUUAUCCUCCAUUAAUUUGUCUGUUCUCGUUGUAAAGCCAUCUCAGUUAGUGGCCAUCACAUCUUGUGGCAGGGAAUUCCAUAGGUUAACUAUGUGCUGUGUGAAGCAGUCCUUCAUUAUGUACAAAUCUUCCAGCAUUUGGCUUUCCUGAAUGACCCCAUUGGGUUCUACUAUUAUACGAAAUGGAAAGAAAACGUUUCUUUAUCCAUUUUCUUCAUGCCAUGCAGAAUUUUAUAAACCUCAAAUGCCGUUGUCUUAUUAACUCUUGUUUUGCUUAUUUAUUUAUUUUGCGAGCUGCCCUGGGAAUUACUUGUUGAAGGGUGGUUUAAAAGUUUAUGCAAAUAUCACAUUUUAAUUCCCAGGCACAGUUAAAAAAAUUACAUGAGCGCCUAGAGCAACAGUUGAGGUUUCAGAGAUAAUGUUCUAAACAGAAGAAAUGCUUUGCUAUGGAUUGUAGUCUGUUCUGAUUCAUCAUACUUCUUUCACUUUAUUAUUAUUUUGGAUUUAUAACCUGCCCCACCCUUGAAUGCUUAGAUUUAUCUAAUGCUAUGAAAAGGUAGUCAUACGGAUUUGGAGAAAGAAGCAGGAAUGCUUUAGGGCUGUGUAGGCCGCAGACAAAAUAAUUGUUAUAUAAUUACUGUCAGGGCUGGCUAAGGGGAGUGUUUUUGGUUAAAGGGUGGGGUAAACAUGUUUUUAAUGAAACCACCAUGAAGACUGAGGUACUUGCCUACUGCUUACAAAUUUCAUGUGCUAAUUUAGAAGUGUUUUUGUUGUUGCUCUGAAUAAUUUACUGUCAAAUGUGGGGAGAACUCAUAAUUCACGGUUACAGCACAUGGUUUGCAUGUUACAACACCUGGAGAGAACUAUGUUGCUUAAGGAUUGAAGUGCUGCUUUUGGACAUAAUUAUAUUAUUUAUUUUUACAUUUAUGUCCCACCUUUCCUCCAAGGAGCUGAAGGUGGUGUACCUGGUUCUCCUCCAUCUCCAUUUUAUCCUCACAACAACCCUGUGAGGUAGGCUAGGCUGAGAGACUGUGCCUUGCCCAAGGUCACCCAGCUAGCUUCAUGGUGGAGUGGGGAUUUGAACCCUGGUCUCCUGGAUCCUAGUCCAAAAGUCUAACCUCUACACCACACUGGCUUACCCUUCAUGGCUUGGGACCUCCAUACCUGAAGAACUCCCUCUUUCCACAUGUAUCUAGCAGCCCUUGCCUUGAAGAAAUAAUCUGAGGCCCUGCCAAAUGAGAGAGAUGGCAGGUGGCCUUGCGCGAAAGGGCCUGUGGAGCGGCAGCCCCCUGGCUAUGGGGUGCCCUCCCCAGAGAGGUGUUUCUGAUGCCAGACAAAAAGACUUAAAUGUCUUUCUGAUGCCAGACAAACCUUUUGUUUUCCAUGGCCUUUAAAGUGGUGGUUUAAUAUUGUUUCAGCUCUGUGACUUUUUAUUCCUCUGUUUUCAUAUUUUUAAUGGAGUUAAUGCUUCAGAGUUCUGUUCCUUUGCUCUGUUUUUAAAG
Molecule: messenger RNA, 2434 nt
Organism: Rhineura floridana
Lineage: Eukaryota; Metazoa; Chordata; Lepidosauria; Squamata; Rhineuridae
Gene: ELP6
Product: elongator acetyltransferase complex subunit 6
Exons: 7
Coding region: 89-862 (257 amino acids)
Biological process (GO): tRNA wobble uridine modification
Cellular component (GO): elongator holoenzyme complex
Source: RefSeq, a predicted model, not a curated record